Molecule: messenger RNA, 1306 nt
Organism: Monosiga brevicollis MX1
Lineage: Eukaryota; Choanoflagellata; Craspedida; Salpingoecidae
Exons: 5
Coding region: 82-870 (262 amino acids)
Biological process (GO): mitochondrial electron transport, NADH to ubiquinone
Molecular function (GO): NADH dehydrogenase activity
Source: RefSeq, a predicted model, not a curated record
GGCAUAUCGACUCCAUCUCUGACCCGCGCUCGUCUCUUUUCACUCUCUCUCUCACACCGACAGACAGCCAGACCCGACAGAAUGGCAGCCUCCAUGAUCAAGGCGGCAACGGCAGCCGUAUCGGCCGGAAACAUGAUGCGUGCGCAGGCUGGUCGUGUGGGUACUGCCGUGGCAGCACAGCGUCGCCUACUUCACGCUGCAGCCCCGCUGCGCGGUGAUAAGCUCUUUGUGCACCGUGACACUGAGAAGAACAACUCGAGCAUCGCUUUUGAGUUUACGCCUGAGAACAUGAAGAAGGUCGAGGCCAUCACUGCUCAGUUCCCGCCCGGCCACCGUGCCGCCGCCUGCAUUCCCGUGCUGGAUCUGGCCCAGCGCCAAUACGGCGGCUGGUUGCCCAUCUCCGCCAUGGAUGAGGUCGCUCGCGUCCUGCAGAUGCCCAAGAUCCGUGUGUACGAGGUGGCUUCGUUCUACACCAUGUUCAACCGCGACCCCGUCGGCAAAUAUCACGUUCAAGUGUGUACCACCACGCCGUGCAUGGUUCGCGGUGCCUACAACAUCUUUGAGCAUCUUCAGAAGAAGCUUGGCCUGCACAACGGCGAGACGAGUGAGGACGGCAUGUUCACGCUCCUCGAGGUCGAGUGCCUCGGAGCCUGCUCCAACGCCCCCAUGAUCCAGAUUAACGACGAAUACUACGAGGAUUUGGAGUUGGCCGACGUGGAUCGCAUCAUUGAGGCGCUGCGCAAGGGUGAGACCCCCAAGCCUGGUCCCCAGAAUGGCCGCAAGGCUGCCGAGCCUCUGGGUGGUCUGACUGCCCUGACUUCAGAGCCCGUGGAUGGUGCUCACAAGUUCCGCACCGAUGGCAAGCUCUAAUGUGCUUUUCUCGGCGGUUUUCGAGGCUGGGCCACAGGCAUGUGGGGCCUUACCUCCUCCAUGCCCCCUUGUUAGUCUUGCCUGGUCCAUCCCUUCCUUUUACCAUGCCUCUUUCCUAGUCUCCCUCUCCUUUCGUCUCCUCUCCCCCCCCUUUUUUUUUGUUUGCGCUUGUGCUCCUAUUACCCCUUGGUCGGUCAAGCCAUUGGAGUUUUGUAAUUCCGACAAGAGGAGGUCGGCAUGGUGUUCGUCACCCACCGCGACAACGGCCCUGGUCAUAUCGCAACAACGCUUCUCCAUUUCUUAUCGUAGGCACGGUGUGCUCCCUUUGUGCUUUUUCUUUUCUUUCUCUCUUCUUUUUAUGCUCGGCUGUAGACACUUUGCCGCAGCAACAAACUCCCCAGUGUCUUUGUUUUCUCCAAAAUCGAAGGAAAAAUUU